GAGGCGCCCUCGGACCGCUGUCCCGGCUCUGCGCGCGGCCCCCGGCAUGGAGGCCCCUGAGCGCUGGCAGACGGCGCGGGCGCGGGUCCCCAGGGUUGAUCCGUACGGAUUUGAGAGGCCCGGAGACUUUGACUACGCGGCGUACGAGGCGUUUUUUUCCGCCUACCUGGUGAUACUCACUAGAAGAGCAAUAAAAUGGUCCAAACUGCUGAAGAGAAGCGGGCGCGUCCGGAAAAGCCCGACAGUGAAGCGCUACGUCCGCAAAGGGGUCCCGCUGGAGCACCGCGCCCACGUCUGGAUGGCGCUGAGUGGAGCCCAGGCCCGGAUGGACGGGAACCCCGGCUACUACCAGCACCUGCUCCAGGGGGAGGGAGAGCCCGGCCUGCGGGAUGCCGUCAGCACAGACCUGAACCGGACCUUCCCGGACAACGUGAGGUUCCAGAAGGCGGCGGAGCCCUGUCUGCAGCAGGCCCUGUACAACGUGCUGGUGGCCUACGGGCGGCACAACCGGGCCGUGGGCUACUGCCAGGGAAUGAACUUCAUAGCAGGAUACCUGAUUCUCGUCACGGGGGAUGAAGAGGAAUCCUUCUGGCUGCUGGACGCUCUUGUCGGGAGGAUUCUGCCCGAUUACUACGGCCCCGGGAUGCUGGGCCUCAGGACCGACCAGGAGGUCCUCGGGGAGCUGGUGAGGACCAAACUGCCGGCGGUGGGGGCCCUGCUGGACCGGCACGGCAUGCCGUGGGCCCUGCUCGUGUCCCGCUGGUUCGUCUGCCUCUUCGUGGACGUCCUGCCCAUGGAGGUGAGUGCCUCACGCGGACCCGGGCGCGGUGCGGGCUGCCGGGGCGUGACUCGGUUUCUGUCUCCGCAGACUGUGCUUCGAAUCUGGGAUUGUUUGUUCAACGAAGGCUCAAAGAUUAUCUUCCGGGUGGCCUUGACCUUGAUUAAGCAACAUCAGGCGCUUAUUUUAGAAGCCAGCAGCGUCCCAGACAUCUGUGAUAAGUUUAAGCAGAUCACCAAAGGCAGCUUUGCCAUGGAGUGUCACACGUUCAUGCAGAAAAUAUUUUCAGAACCUGGGAGCUUAUCCAGGGCAGCCGUGGCCAGGCUGCGGGAGCACCACAGGGCCCGGCUGCUGGCGCAGGGGUGAGCGCGGCCCCGACGACGGAGCUGCCUCUCCAGAGCCGACGGGGGACCAGUGUGUGCUGCGUUCCUGUUCAGUGUUGUCCUCGGGCCACUGCACAGCUCGUGAGCACACGGGAGGUGUGAGAACAGCACCCCGCAGAGGAAGCGCUGGGGCUCGGCAGGGCCCCCAGGAAGCCAGGUACGCGGCUCUUCUCCCUACACCUGCCCCUCUUAGCCUGUACCUUUCUCAAGACUCGGGUGGCGUCUGCCUGAAGGGAUCAGGGCAACGCGGCCGCGCUGUGACAACCCCACACCACCACCCCCGAGAGCGGCUGCGACAGCCACUGUCCUGAAGCCAGGCUGCAGAGGGCAGCGUCCCCGCCAAGUCCCCGACGGUCUCAGCGGACAGAGCACAAGGCCUGGACAAGAGAGACUUUUAUUAGCGUGUUACAGGCAACGCGUCACACGGAGCCGCUCCUCGGUGCGCCCGCCCAGGCCGCAGAUGCAUCGGAGUUAACUACCUAUCAUCGUACACAGUGCAGGAAAGGAUCACCCUGAACGCCAAACAGAAGACUGAAAAUCACCUUACAAAAAAAGUAAAUAAAAAUAACACCCAUUUUUAUAUUUAAAAAAGUGCCAGCUCUUGAGUGGCAGAGCGUGGGAAACACCAAAGGAUGCGUCCGCCCAGGGUCUCGAUGCUGACUGCCGGCCGCCGCGGGCCUCGCCCGAGUUUAAAGCUCAGUGUAAGCGCCCCAGGCGUUCGCCUUUCGGAACAGUGCUGUCCUACC
Messenger RNA from Lemur catta (Ring-tailed lemur), 1907 nucleotides. It is a transcript of the gene GRTP1, whose product is annotated as growth hormone regulated TBC protein 1. Bases 47 to 1144 code for a protein of 365 amino acids. NCBI's taxonomy places the organism in Eukaryota, Metazoa, Chordata, Mammalia, Primates, Lemuridae. The record is from RefSeq and is a predicted model, not a curated record. The transcript has 8 exons.